CUGAUCCUCCCUCCCAGACACCGGCAGGAAGUCGGCACUCAUCCUAGGACAAGCCUGGGCUCCGCAGCCAGCGCAGAACUCUUGAAAAACUCUUGAAAACUCGUGAAUGAGACAGUUCGCUGUCUGCCACCCCUACCAGCAUGAGCGGCAACAGGACAGACUUUACCACUGGCUACCUCUCCUCUGCUGUAGCAAUUCUCUUGUAUGGUUCCAACUUCGUACCACUUAAAAAAUACGACACGGGUGAUGGGAUGUUUCUUCAGUGGGUGCUCUGUGCUGCCAUUUGGUUGGUCGCCUUGGUGGUCAACUUGAUACUCCGCUGUCCCAAAUUCUGGCCUUUUGCAAUGCUCGGUGGCUGCAUUUGGGCAACAGGGAACAUUGCUGUCGUCCCAAUUAUCAAAACCAUCGGUUUAGGUCUUGGGAUCCUCAUUUGGGGAUCAUUUAAUACCUUAACUGGCUGGGCAAGUUCAAGGUUCGGUUGGUUUGGGAUGGAUGUGGAAGAAGUCUCGAACCCCAUGCUGAAUUACCUUGGAGCUGGGCUGUCCGUAGUAAGUGCCCUCACGUUUUUGUUCAUCAGAAGUGAAGUUGAGACUAGUCCAAGCAGUGUGGACAACACGCCACUGAUAACAGAACCUGUGAUCAACACAGCCGAAGACCCCUGUGCCGAUUCCUCCUGGGUGGAUAGACUUUCUGCCAAGUACCACCGCAUUGUGGGCUGCAGCCUUGCAGUCAUAUCCGGGAUACUCUACGGAUCAACAUUUGUGCCGAUCAUUUACAUCAAGGACCACAGCAAAAGAAAUGAGAGUGUAUAUGCGGGCGCUAGCCAGUUUGACUUGGACUACAUUUUUGCACACUCCAGUGGCAUCUUUCUUACAAGUACCGUCUACUUUGUGGUCUACUGUGUAGCCAUGAGAAACAGGCCAAAUCUGUAUCCUGAGGCCAUCUUACCAGGCUUCCUGUCGGGGGUGCUGUGGGCCAUCGCCACCUGCUGCUGGUUCGUAGCCAACCACUCGCUGAGCGCCGUGAUCAGCUUCCCAAUCAUCACUGCUGGUCCUGGACUUAUCGCUGCGCUAUGGGGUAUCUUCAUUUUCAAGGAAAUACAGGGUCUCCGAAACUACUUACUAUUGUUGCUGGCCUUCUGUAUCAUCUUGUCUGGGGCCUUGUGCACGGCUUUUUCCAAAAUCUAACCUAUUCACAACAUGACCAGCAGGUGGCAGCAGUAGCUAGAAGAGCCCCUCUCCCGCACAAGGGAAUACUGCUAAACCGGCUGUAUAGCAAUGGAUCUCUGCCACUCUGGGAAUAAAUGGAUAAAUGACUGUUUAUUCCACAAACAUGAGAAUGAAGAGAGACCGUGAAAAGUCCUCCCGAUGAACUGUUAACGAAGGCAGGACUUCUCUGGGGAGCUCAAACACAAGCUGCGUUCUUGGUUCGCCCUGUCUGAGGGUGCUGAUUCCAUCAGUGUCCACUUCGCGUUAUAAUCCAGAAAACAGGAUGGAUUUUGUACAAAGGAAAUUGCCACCCACAUUUAUAACAUUAAUGAAGAGGAGCAGAAACAAAUACUUCGUCGGCUGAGGGAAGAAACAGACUCACCUUAUGGAAUUCAGGUUCGAAGAUACCAGGGCCCUUUGCUAGAGAAAGUAAAUGUCACAGUUGCUAACUGAAUGUUUAAAAGGCUAGCUCAUUAUUUUUAGCUAAAAACUGCUUUGACUUUAACAUUGUUCAGCUCUUAACAUUGCCUGCCCCUCUUAGCUCAAAAUAUUUUGAUAGUUAUUCCAGAUAAAAAUCCAUCCCCAGAGAGCAAGUCACCAACGCUCACCAUAUGUGUGAUGUAAUUCACGAGCACACCUAUGGUGCGCAUGGUUGCAGAUUUGAAGAACAUUCUAGAGUUGACAGAAAUAAAGGUUUUACUUCAUCAGGUUCAAUUUAAAGGGAACAUGCUCGUUGGACUCCUAUAUUUUUGUUUCUAAAAUGCCAUUACUUAAAAUCAAUUUCAUCAGAAGUGUUUUGUUUUGACCCUAUCUUAAAUGAUUUCCAGGAGACAAAAGGGCACAGCAAAUGUAUUGAUGUGAUUCUUUAAGAAAACAACCAGCCCUGCAAGCACACUGCUCAUCACCGUGGCGUCUGCACCCUAAACAUAGCAACCACGUUUGGCUGUGUCUCUUGCCCAUUCCCUCCUGAUACUGUAGUCCCCUGGCUGUGCUAGAGAAACAGAAUAAUAGCAUCCUUCACCUGACGAUGCUCCCUCUGAGUUAUGCGGCUCUGGACCUUAGCAUAUCAUGCCUCCUGUGAUGGGCGAUUAAUGAUAUCAUGUGUCUUAAAUUCUGUUGUCCAGGGUAGUUCAAUCCAUAAGUAUGUCCACCAAUGUCUUGUUGUCUGACAAACAUUCUAAACAUGUUUGCUAUUGUUAUUACGUGUUAAUCAAGGGGAAUCAAAGCUUAUAGAUAGGGAAAAAAAUCUUGGAACUUAUCAAAACUAUUGAUCUUAUUACUCAUCCCUAUUUGCCUCUCCAAAUCAGAAAUGUCACUGAAUCACUAACCCAGACAAUAUUUGAUAAUAAUGUCUUUUACCCAUUUUAGUUUUUACUUGAAAUGUCAUUAAAUUAUGCUGAUAUGACUUCUGAAUAAA
Messenger RNA from Chionomys nivalis (European snow vole), 2625 nucleotides. RefSeq names its product transmembrane protein 144 (gene Tmem144). Gene Ontology annotation, biological process: carbohydrate transmembrane transport. Lineage: Eukaryota; Metazoa; Chordata; Mammalia; Rodentia; Cricetidae. The record is from RefSeq and is a predicted model, not a curated record. The coding region runs from base 141 to 1187 and encodes 348 amino acids. Gene Ontology annotation, molecular function: carbohydrate transmembrane transporter activity. The transcript has 12 exons. Gene Ontology annotation, cellular component: membrane.